Molecule: messenger RNA, 5720 nt
Organism: Brienomyrus brachyistius
Lineage: Eukaryota; Metazoa; Chordata; Actinopteri; Osteoglossiformes; Mormyridae
Product: hyaluronidase-2-like
Exons: 4
Coding region: 475-1866 (463 amino acids)
Biological process (GO): hyaluronan catabolic process; carbohydrate metabolic process
Molecular function (GO): hyalurononglucosaminidase activity; hyaluronoglucuronidase activity
Source: RefSeq, a predicted model, not a curated record
CUUUUUUCCUAUUUCAAAAUAAAGCGACUCUAUAAAUAGCGACGGCCACCACUUGAAACGUUUGCCUUCCUUCGGCGGUUUGGAACAUGCCGGCCCUCGGCGUCCACAUGUUUAAUUGCCGCUUGUGAGGAAGGUCUGCAGCGCGGUGUUCGGGUGGUUCUGCAGGGAACAAAACGGUGAAAUGGUGCUGAAACGCGUGGUAAAGUUUUAGGUGGGAAAAAAGAAUAAUAUGGACAUGGGGUGACACUGCUCUUAACGGAAGGGAGCUGAAUGAAGUGUGCGCUAUUUAUUAAUGGUUAGAGAAUUCGAAUGGUGAUUGUCAAACCAGCUACCUUCAUUCGGGAAUUCUUCUUGAACUUUUUCUGGAUUAGUAUUUUAGCCUGGUUUUAAAGAGGAUCGCAACACUUUUACGAUCAAGUGAACCUCCGAGGAAGACGGGGAUACCUGGUACAAAACUACCCCGCCAAAGAAGAAAUGUGUUGCUAUAGGUUGCCUUUGUGGAGACCGUGGCUUUUGUUACCUCUCGUGCUCAGCUGCCUGGCCCAGGAGCCGAAGCCCACCAGAUGGCCUCUGCUCUCCAAGAAGCCUGUUCUUCUGGCCUGGAACGCCCCAACAGAAGACUGCUUACCUCGCCAUAAAGUUCAGUUUAAGCUGGACCUGUUUGAAAUCGUGGGAUCACCUAAUGAGGGUUUUGUUAGGCAGAACCUCACUAUUUUUUAUAAAGACAGGCUUGGGUUAUACCCAUACUUAGAAAAGGAGGGUUCUGAGGUGAAGAGGGUGAAUGGUGGGCUUCCCCAGUUAGCCAGUUUAAAUCAGCACCUGAACAAGAUGCCAGAAGGUGUAAAAAAGUACAUCCGUGACCCUACAGCCCGAGGCCUGGCGGUCAUCGACUGGGAGGAGUGGCGGCCUCUUUGGAUUCGGAACUGGGAUACUAAAGAUGUAUACCGGAACCUGUCCCGUCGUCUUGUUGCUGAGAAGAAUUCUACGUGGCCCACGGACAAGGUUAACAAAAUGGCCCAGCAAGAGUUUGAGAUGUCAGCCAAGAAGUUUAUGCUCGAGACCCUUAGGCUGGCAAAAACUUUGCGGCCUGAACAGCUAUGGGGCUUCUACCUCUUCCCAGACUGCUACAACCAUGACUACAAGAACAGUCUGGAGAACUACACAGGGCGCUGUCCCGAUGUGGAGAUGGCACGAAAUGACCACCUGGAAUGGCUGUGGACGGAGAGUACAGCCCUAUUCCCCUCCAUUUACAUGGGAAAGGUCUUGCGCUCAACAUCUUUUGGUCGCCAGUUUGUCCGCAACCGAGUGAAAGAAGCCAUGAGGCUGGCUUCGGUUGGAGAGGGUCUAGCACGCCCAGUCUUCGUUUACACGCGACCUACCUACAUCAACGUGUUGGACCUGCUGACGGAGACUGAUCUCAUUUCCACUAUUGGAGAGAGCGUGGCCCUCGGAGCUGCAGGUAUAAUCUUCUGGGGAGAGGCUACUUACGCCAGUACCAAGGAGAGCUGCACCAGUCUGAACAGAUACCUGCAAGAAUCUCUGGCGAAGUACCUGCUGAACGUCACCACUGCGGCAGAGCACUGUAGCAGGGUGCUCUGCGGCUCACGAGGCCGCUGUCUGCGGCGGCACCCCGACACCGACAUCUACCUGCACCUCGAUCCCCGUAACCAUACCAUCCAGCAGAAGGAUGGCAGCCUGAAAGUGGAGGGCCAGCUCAGCCCUGAGGAGGAGGAGCUGUACCGUGCAAAAUUCCGCUGCCAGUGUUACAGUGGCUACGCUGAUGCAUCCUGCACCCUCCCAGGCACUGCACCUGUGCUCCGCCCAUAUUUGCUGGCCAUGCUGUUGCCCCUGUUUCUGCUUUUAUGACCUCAGAGUGCCCCAUCUUGACAGAUGGUUUUUGUGGCUGUUAAUUUAACAGCUAUGAAGGACUUGCAAGAUAGAUGGUAAUUGUUUACAGAGAUCUCUCUUGCGCUGUUUUUCCACUCGCAUGUGGAUUCUCGAGUUUACAGUAGCAGUCAAAUGUGCCCAACGAAAUCAGCCUUUUUAUGUUUGUAUUAGCUAAAAUAGACGAAUCACAGAACAUUUUUACCUUUUAACACCUUUAACAUAGCCAAUACAACACUUGGGCCCUAAUCAUACUUUGUUCUAAAAUGCAUCUUGGGCAGUCGUACCAUAAAUCAACAGGACACAUCGCCUGUCAUGCAUCUCCAGUGUGUCGAUGACUUUUUCAGAUUUUGUUAUUGCCCUGCACACAGUUACGUCUUUGUCAGGGACACAUUAGGAGGCAUUAGCGUUUACACUGCAAAGGAUAAGUGGUGAGAUGCAUCCUACAUCUCCUCUUGGUGAUCAUUUACACUUGUAUUUAGCCCCGUCUCUUUGCCAUCCGAUUACUCAAGUUGCAUUUUAAAACCAAGUGUGAACAUGGCCUUGGUUAUUUAAGCUUGUACACUCAUUCAUAUUUUGCCGAUGCGCCGUUUGAAUAUACCAGUAUGUGCUUGGAUAAGGCUCUUUCAAUUUAGACUGGAUUUUGCAAUUAUAUCCCUGUUUUUUGCAAAAGCGCACAAUCAAAUUGUAAGGGCAUCUCCGUUAAUGUUCUGCAGGCCUGAGAUCAGAGUCCUGACUGGGCCUUUUACAGAACUUUUAUCUUCCUUUUAAGGCUGGGUUUGCUGUGUGAUUCAGGUUGUGUUUAAAAGUGACAUUCAGCUUCCUCACAGAGAGAAAUCGUUGUUUUGCGAGUGCGUUUUUACGUCCCCGCCUCAGAGAGAAGCAGUUCCACAGCAUAAUGCUGCCAUGUUUUCUGAGGAGCUAUAUUGGCAUUAGUCAAACAACUCUUGGAAUUAAGUUGCCUAAUGGUCUGAUGAGACCAAAGUUAAUUUCAUGCAGAAGGAUAUGAGUGAGGCUUGUAAAGCUUGUGAGGACUCGUGCUCAUCCUACCCCACAGCUUUGUCUUGUGGAGAAUGUGAAACUGCUGUGAUAUGUGGUGUGUGGGCAGUUACUUCGAUACCUAUCUAUCCCUGCAGCUUCUGCUGUAAGCCCUUUAGCUUAGCCGAUACUCUUCUUCCUGCCCUGCACUGCCAUCAGCUUUGGAGGGAUGGCUUGAUCUUUGCAAUCUACUGGCGGUGUUGCAUUUCCUCCACUUCGUAAUUACUUUCAUAGUGAUCCAAGACAUAAUCAUUUAAUGACUGUUUUAUAUCCCGCAUCUGAUUCAUAUUAUCAGUAAGAAUACCAUUAAUAUUUUUUUCAGUUCCUUGUGGCUGGUUAUCAUCUCUAUAUUGAACAACCAUAGAUGCUUUGGGGUAUUCCUUCAGGGCAGGAGGCACUGUGUGGCCUGUGAUCAGAAGGUCACUGGUUCACACACCAGCCUUGGCAGAAUAGUCACAGCUCCAUUGGGUCUUUGAUCAAGGCCCUUAAGCAGCUUGAUGAAUGGCCUGACCUUGCCCUUUUAACUGUGUAUAUUGCACUGUGUAAAAGUCUUAGGCAGUGAAACAGAAUGUUUGAAGUAAUACACCUGGGCACUAAGUGUAUAUUUACUAAAAACAAAAAAUGCAGUUUAACAUCGGAACAUCUGCAAAUUAAAUAAUACACGAAGAAGAAUUUCUUCUGUUCUCUGAAAAGUAAGAUAAUUUGUUGGCCAGAAGAGGACAGCUUCAGUCUUCAAACCUCUCCUCUGGGGCACCUCAGCCGUUCCAUGUAUUCGUUAAAUUUCAGCUAUUUGCUGUAUAGCUGCGAGACAUAGACGCUAUCCAUUGAUCUGAUGCAUAGACUGGACUCCUUUGGUAUUGUGUCUCUUCGGAGAAUCCUUGGGUUCCGCUGGUUUGACUUUGUGUCGAAGGAGCAGUUGCUCAGGGAGUCCUGAAUGAGGCACAUUACCUGCGUUGUGAGGGAGCGUCAGUUACUGCACUAUGGCCAUGUGGCGAGAUUCCCUGAGGGUGAUUCGGCUUAUUUCUGAGGAUCAGAGUGGCUGGACCAGGCCAAGGGAACAGUGAUCCAGUGGAGAUCACUGAAGACUGUUUGAACAUGAUUUUUUUCAGAGAAAUAGCUGGAUUCACUUGGGACUGAUCAGAUUCACUUGAAUUCAUGUUGAUUGAAAGCGAGUUAUCUCUUUGUAUCAAGCCUGAAAUUUUAAAAAGGGCAUGUAGACUUUCAAUAUGACCUGUAUCAGCUUAACAUGUCCAAACUCAAAAGGUAACAAACCAGCCCUGAAUAUGAAUUCAAGUACACAUCAUUAGUAGAACCACAGCAUCCAUCUUGUUUUGAAUCUUUUUCUUUUAGUGGAAAUAAUGUCUUUGAAACACUAGAAUAAGCUUUUUGUUGUUAAAUACUCCAUAUUCUGCUGUUUCCUGGGUUCUGCUGAAAAGUUCAGGAUUGUUUUUGUUUCAAGUGUUCCGGUCCAGGUCGUUCUUCCUUGGAGGCGUCCAUUUCCAGCUCCUAAAAUGCCACCAUUUGGCCUAUUACUGUUUUUCAAGCCCUAGGGCUUUUGUAAACCCUGCAGACUAUGUGCAUCAUGUCUCCUAUUCCCCCCCGCAGACAGCAGUCAGAUUGCCUGUUGUUCAGCUGCUUGCAUAUUCAGGAGCUUGGGGUCACACUGGAAUGGCAGGGAAAAAGUUUCAACUAUUUCAUAAUUUAUAUUGUUGAAGAUAAACAUUUUUAUAUAUAUAUGAAUUUCUAGUGCUUGAUAUUUUUCUGGAAGAAACUGGAAUACUGCAAGUCUUGCUUUUUAUGUUUCCACCUGUACAGUUUACUGCAGUGUACUACAGUAUACAGUCAUUGUACUGUCUACAGUCAUCGUAGGUGUAUGCUCUACCUUUUGUGGACAAUUUGCUGCCAUUGUAUCAUGAUUUUUUAUUUUUUGUUAUUGCUUCCUUCUUUGUGGCCAAACACAUGCAUGCUACUUGGACAUCCCAGUAAAAUUACCUCCCCCCCCCCGAAAGCACAAAAUCAGGAAUAUGGCUAAUAAUAGCAAAAGGAUAAAGUGUGGAGGAUGUGUCCUUGUGUUUUAACAAGAAAGCAUCUUUGCUGUGGUUUAGGGAGUGAAUCCACAAACGGGCCUGUUGAGGAGCAAUCUGAUCGUUUCUUUCACUUUUCCCUUAAAACAAGCUUGUGUAUUUUUACAAUAACUUUUGCUGAAGUUUUCCAUAACUGUAUUUUGUGAUAGUUAUUAGCUUCUUGUUCAAUGUAGGGUUUACAUUGCAGUUUUUAAACUAUCACUUUGAUCUCAAUCAUCGCACCUAUAGAGAAAUUUAACCUCCCAGGAACAUUUUAGCUGCAAACUCUAAGCACUGAUACUCAGUCUUUCUCCAAAUUAAUACAUUUAUUUUGUGUUGUGUUCUUGGCACACUUGCCUAGCAUUUAUUGCAUCAUUUGUAGCUAUUUCAUUGUGACUUAGUUCCUAAUUUACCAUAAUUAAUUGUAUCGUUACACAUGAGUGGGGAUUCCUCCUCCUCAUGGCUUGAUCAUCGUCCUCACCCACAGUUUUCUGCACUUUGCAAAUAAAGGCUGGAAUGAACUAUUAAAAUGCAGUGGAUUUAGAAGAUGGUGUAUGUUUUUAAUUUUUUUUUUUUUUUUUAAUAUAUAUGAACUGUUGCCAGAGUUUUCAUAUGCAGUGUUUCAUUGAUUUUGUUUUUACAUCUGUUGUAAAUAUUUCAUGUUUCACUGGUGUUUUCUCUGUAUAGUUUUUCAUGGGAGAAAUAAAUAUUUUUCCUUAAGUGCUCAAAAUAUGA